AUGCAAGUGCCCGCCCCGUUUCGUGCACCGGCUUGGGUAUCCACGCGCCGCCUCCUCGAACAGAAACUAUCAGACCUCCAUAAAUGCAACGAUCUAAGACAACUGAAACAAGUUCAUGCACUCAUAUACAAAUCCAGUCUUGACCAGGACCCAUUCGUCAUCCCCAAACUAAUCACUGCCUUCUCUCUCUGCCGCCAAAUCCCUUGCGCCAUCAAAGCCUUUAACCAAGUCCACGAACCCAACGUCCAUUUAUACAACACUAUGAUUAGAGCUCACGUUCACAAUUCUCAGCCUGCCCAAGCCUUUGGGAUUUUCUUCUUGAUGCAAAAUUCCGGUGUUUGUCCCGAUAAUUUCACUUAUCCUUUCCUUUUGAAGGCCUGUGCCGGUCAGAAUGAUUUUCACUUGGUCAAAAUGAUUCAUAGCCAUAUCCAAAAAUUCGGUUUUUCUUCGGAUAUUUACGUCCCUAAUGCUUUGAUUGAUUCAUAUUCGAGGUGCGGUUUGGUGGGUGUAGGUGCAGCUAAAAAGGUGUUCAGUGUGAUGGAAGAUAAAGAUACUGUUUCUUGGAACACAAUGAUAGGUGGCUUGGUGAAAUUGAAUCGAUUAAGCGAAGCACGCCAGCUGUUCGACGAAAUGCCUGAGCGUGAUAUGGUUAGUUGGAACACCAUAUUGGAUGGUUAUGCCAAAGCAGGACAGUUAAACGAUGCGUUUGAACUGUUUGAGAAAAUGCCUGAGAGAAAUGUUGUCUCUUGGUCUACUAUGCUCACAGGUUAUAGCAAAGCUGGAGAUAUGGAUAUGACAAGAAUGUUGUUCGACAAAAUGCCUGUCAAAAAUAUGGUUUCUUGGACCAUAAUAAUAUCUGGCUAUGCACAAAAGGGGCUUGCAAAGGAAGCAGCCGAUUUAUAUGUGCAAAUGGAGGAAGCAGGAUAUCGCCCUGAUGAUGGGGCUAUAAUCAGUAUUCUAGCUGCAUGUGCAGAGUCUGGUUUAAUUUGGUUAGGUAAACGAGUGCACCAAUCUAUUAAAAGAAACAAGCAUCAUUGUAGCACCCUUAUUGAAAACGCAUUAGUUGAUAUGUACGCCAAAUGUGGCAGCUUAAACAGGGCAUUAAGCAUCUUUAAUAGGAUGUCUAAGAAAGAUUUAGUAUCUUGGAAUGCCAUGAUUCAUGGUUUAGCAAUGCAUGGACAUGGAAACGAAGCACUUGAGCUUUUCUCCAAAAUGAAACAAGAAGGGUUCACCCCAGAUAAAGUUACAUUUGUUGGUGUUCUAUGUGCAUGUACUCAUGGAGGCUAUAUUGAUGAAGGGAUUCAAUAUUUCUACACAAUGGAAAGAGACUACGGGGUUCCUCCUGAAAUUGAACAUUAUGGAUGUGUGAUUGAUCUUUUAGGGCGUGGAGGGCGUCUUCAAGAAGCAUACAGGUUAGUAUGCACUAUGCCAGUUGAACCUAAUGUGAUCAUAUGGGGUGCCCUUUUAGGGGCUUGUAGACUUUAUAAUGCAGUGGAACUUGCUCAAGAAGUGUUGGAACAUUUGGUUAAAUUAGAACCUGAAAAUGCUGGAAACUAUUCCAUGCUGUCUAACAUAUAUGCUGCAACUGGUCAAUGGGGUAGUGUGGCGGAUGUAAGGUUGAAGAUGAAGAACAUUGGGAAUGAAAAGCAAUCAGGGGCUAGUUUACUUGAAUUAGAAGAUGGGGUUCAUGAAUUUACUGUAAAGAAUACUUUGCAUCCUGCAUCUGAUAAGAUAUAUCAAAUGGUUGAUGGAUUGAGUGAUCAUAUGAAGAAAGUUGGUUAUUUCCCAGAUGUGUUUUAG
Molecule: messenger RNA, 1800 nt
Organism: Lactuca saligna
Lineage: Eukaryota; Viridiplantae; Streptophyta; Magnoliopsida; Asterales; Asteraceae
Source: the annotation of a GenBank genome assembly